CAGGUUGGUUGAAGAGGGUAGAGUGAGAGUGGAAAAAAAAAUAUAGAGAGAGAAACUUGAAAGACUUCACAAGUCCACACCAAAAGAAAACAAAAACCCUCAUUGCUUUCUGCCUUGAAGCCUUUAAUUUGUUUUCCACUCAUUGCAUCUCUCCCACUCCCUCAUUUCUUCGUCAAAACCAUUCACUCCGCCCACUAAAUACGCAAUCUUUUCUUCUUCAAUGGAAAUCACUUCAAGGCCUCCCCGUCAAGAAUCCGUCCUGGCCUCCCCCAGAAACGACGGCGGCGGCAUUAGUAGCAGCGCCGGCAAUUGUUCAUCUUCGCUGCCGCUUCUUCAUCAUCAAAUCCCAACCCCACCAUUGACCCCAAAGGCCAUUUCGAGAUCUGAUGCUAGCCCCUACCCAACAACCUUUGUUCAAGCGGACACUUCCACCUUCAAGCAGGUUGUCCAGAUGCUCACCGGCUCCUCGGAGACUGCUAAAAACGCCUCCAAACCCGGCGUUUCAGAUCCGCCGCCGCCGGCCAACAAGGGCUUCGGCAGCAUACCUCCCAAGAAACAAGGCUUCAAGGCUCUCUACGAGCGGAGGAACAGCCUGAAGAACGGGCUGAUGAUCAGCCCUUUGAUCCCCAAUAAUUCCGGAUACUCGCCGCGGAAACCGGAGAUCUUGUCGCCCAGCAUUCUUGAUUUCCCGUCGCUGGCCCUCAGCCCCGUCACGCCGUUGAACGAAGACCCGUUCAACAAGUCCUCGCCGUCCAUGGGGAAUUCCUCCUCCGAAGAAGAGAAAGCCAUCGCCGAGAAGAAGUUCUACUUGCAUCCAUCUCCCAGGACUUCCACUCCCAGAGACUCUGACCCGCCUCAGCUCUUGCCUCUCUUCCCGCUCACCUCGCCGCGACUUUCCAGCUCUUCUUCUUCUUCUUGAUUGUUACCUAAUUACCAUCGUCGUCUUAAUUGGAACUCGAUGUAACAGAGAUAAUCCUGUUUCAAUUAAUUGUAUGUAUAAUUUGACUUCUUCCAUCCAUGAUUUCAAACAGAUUUUAAAAAAACCUCUUCUCAUCUUUCCUUUCA
Messenger RNA from Ipomoea triloba (trilobed morning glory), 1065 nucleotides. RefSeq names its product VQ motif-containing protein 4-like. The record is from RefSeq and is a predicted model, not a curated record. The transcript has a single exon. Bases 221 to 919 code for a protein of 232 amino acids. NCBI's taxonomy places the organism in Eukaryota, Viridiplantae, Streptophyta, Magnoliopsida, Solanales, Convolvulaceae.